AUGGUGCGCGGCAAAGUGCAGCUGAGGCGCAUCGAGAACCCCGUCCACCGGCAGGUCACCUUCUGCAAGCGCCGGGCAGGAUUGCUGAAGAAGGCGAGGGAGCUCUCGGUGCUGUGCGACGCCGACAUUGGCAUCAUCAUCUUCUCUGCGCAUGGCAAGCUGUACGAACUGGCCACCAAGGGGACCAUGGAAGGUCUGAUCGAGAGGUACAAAAUGACAUCUGAAGAACCUCAACCUGCAUCUGCUGAUGUGAAUCCACCACAGGAAUCUGAAAGAGAGAUAUCCAUGUUGAAGCAAGAGAUCAAUCUCCUGCACAAGAGUCUGAGGUACAUGUUUGGAGAAGGAACUUCUGGGCAUAUGACACUGGAAGAGAUGUAUGCAUUAGAAAGACACCUUGAGAUUUGGAUGGAACACAUUCGCACCAUGAAGAUGCAGAUCAUGUUCCAAGAGAUUCAGUCCCUGAAGAACAAGGAGGGCAUGCUGAGGGCCACCAAUGAAUUUCUUCAAGAGAAGAUUGUAGAGCAAAAUGGGCAUUUUGAUGUAGCCCCAAUGACAGUACAGCAAAAUGGGCAUUUUGAUGUAGCCCCACUGACAGCUACUGACAUCCCAUACCCACUAACCAUACAGAGUCAACUAAACAAUUUUUGGGGGCCUGAACAGGGAUUCUCCUUCUAAUGGUAAUAAUGUUUGAGGGAUCUAUGAAACAACAAAUAGUUUAGUCUCUGGUCUGUGUGCCAUAUAACUCUGCGUGUAUGUGCCAUUGUGUGAUAAUGAUCCCUCAACCAGUCACCAAAGUAUAUUGUAUUGUUGUUGGUAUCCCAUGAAUUCUGACUUGAAAGCUUGAUGAUGUCUUGCUUUGGUCUACAUCUGUUGAUAAAAAGCUUGACUUAUGCGUGUAAAGAUCAAGUAUUCUUGUUGACUUUCUAGUGAAAUCAAACAUGCUUGUUUUGAAGAGCAUUGUUUAUGGUC
This is a messenger RNA of Musa acuminata subsp. malaccensis (wild Malaysian banana), 969 nucleotides long. Its product is annotated as MADS-box transcription factor 26. The record is from RefSeq and is a predicted model, not a curated record. Gene Ontology annotation, molecular function: protein dimerization activity; RNA polymerase II cis-regulatory region sequence-specific DNA binding; DNA-binding transcription factor activity, RNA polymerase II-specific. Gene Ontology annotation, cellular component: nucleus. Gene Ontology annotation, biological process: positive regulation of transcription by RNA polymerase II. NCBI's taxonomy places the organism in Eukaryota, Viridiplantae, Streptophyta, Magnoliopsida, Zingiberales, Musaceae.